CAGUGCAACAAUCGCUGUUCAGUAGUUGUCGCACUCUUGUGUGCGUUGGUUGAUAUUUGAAUAGUUAAGUGUUGUUUGAAAGCGAAAGACGCACGCUUCUCUGACCUAUUUUAAAGUUGAAGUUUUUGUUUAACAACAAAUGUUUAACAUCCAUUGUUAAAAUUGUAAAUUUUUAAACAAAAUGGCUGCAUUCAACGUGGUUUUCGGCUGUGUGAUGGCGCUAUUAUUGAUCUUAUUCACAAUCAGCUCUAUAGUUAGAUAUUAUAUAAAGUUCACACUGUUCGUCGUUUUGUCACUAAUCUUCGCUACUGCUCCACUACCGUUGAUGUUCUUCAGACCAUUCAGUCCUAAGAACGCUUUAAUACCCGCUUUUUUACUCCGGCUCACGGCGAGAGUUUUGGGAAUCAAAUGGACGGUUCGUGGUCUUGAGAAUGUGGACGACUCUCGAGGAGCGGUGGUUCUUCUCAACCACCAGAGUUGCAUUGAUUUGUAUGUGCUUGCCGUCCUAUGGCCUCUGAUGGAGAGAUGCACGGUGGUAUCGAAGCGUUCACUGCAGUACUUGGUGCCUUUCGGGACAGCCACCUGGAUGUGGGGGACUGUGUUCAUAGAUCGAGGCGCUCAUUCGGCGAGAUCUGUCUUAAACAAGCAGACGGAGGCGGUGAAAAGCCAUAAGCGUAAGCUGCUGCUAUUUCCAGAAGGUACGCGUCAUUCGGGAGACAAAUUGCUGCCGUUUAGAAAAGGGGCGUUCCACGUAGCUCUGGAUGCCGAGGCGCCAAUACAGCCCGUAGUAGUAUCGAAAUAUCAUUUCUUGGACUCCGAGCGUCAUAAAUUUGGAUCGGGUGAAAUAAUAAUAACCAUUCUGCCUUUGAUUGAGACGGACGGCUUAAACAAAGAUGAUAUAACCGCACUGGUUGAAACCACGCAAAACAAAAUGCAAGAAGAAUUCACGAGGACGUCAGCGGAGACGAAGCAAAGGCUCCGCGGGAGAGAUUAGCGAGUAGAAGCUAAGUAACAAUAAAACGGUGCUGUGAUAAUUUCAAAUGUUCGUGGUAGUAAUGUAUUUAUUAUUUGUUGAAUAUAGUAAAAUUUAUUUACAAUAAACUUUUUAUAAAAAUAAAAAAUUGUAUUAUUUUUUCAAUAAAAAACACG
This is a messenger RNA of Nymphalis io (European peacock), 1149 nucleotides long. Its product is annotated as 1-acyl-sn-glycerol-3-phosphate acyltransferase alpha-like. The record is from RefSeq and is a predicted model, not a curated record. NCBI's taxonomy places the organism in Eukaryota, Metazoa, Arthropoda, Insecta, Lepidoptera, Nymphalidae. The transcript has 8 exons. Gene Ontology annotation, cellular component: membrane; endoplasmic reticulum. Gene Ontology annotation, biological process: phosphatidic acid biosynthetic process. Gene Ontology annotation, molecular function: 1-acylglycerol-3-phosphate O-acyltransferase activity. Bases 182 to 994 code for a protein of 270 amino acids.